Colletotrichum graminicola M1.001 is the source of this 1422-nucleotide messenger RNA. RefSeq lists its product as uncharacterized. Bases 1 to 1422 code for a protein of 473 amino acids. Gene Ontology annotation, molecular function: 2-methylcitrate synthase activity. The transcript has 3 exons. The record is from RefSeq and is a predicted model, not a curated record. Gene Ontology annotation, biological process: carbohydrate metabolic process; tricarboxylic acid cycle. Gene Ontology annotation, cellular component: mitochondrial matrix. NCBI's taxonomy places the organism in Eukaryota, Fungi, Ascomycota, Sordariomycetes, Glomerellales, Glomerellaceae.
AUGACUUUGAACUUCACCAGAAGCACGAGGGCUGUAGGAGCUCUGAGGUGUCUAGCAGCUCGCUCUUCCCUCAAUGCCCGCAAGUACUCUUCCUCGUCCGAGCCAGACCUCAAGACCACGCUCAAGAGUGUUAUCCCAGCCAAGCGAGAACUCUUGAAGAAAGUCAAGGCACACUCCUCCAAGGUCAUAGGCGAGGUCAAGAUUGAGAACGCCAUUGGUGGCAUGCGUGGUCUAAAGGCCAUGGUUUGGGAGGGUUCAGUCUUGGAUGCCAACGAAGGUAUUCGCUUCCACGGCAAGACAAUCAAGGACUGCCAGAAGGAGCUGCCUAAGGGAAAGACGGGCACGGAAAUGCUGCCGGAAGCUAUGUUUUGGCUUCUACUUACAGGCCAGGUCCCUUCCACGAACCAGGUUCGCCAGUUUUCCCGUGAGCUGGCUGAACAAGCCCAACUGCCUCAGUUUGUCAACAAGCUGCUUGACGACUUUCCCAAAGACCUUCAUCCAAUGACCCAGUUUGCCAUUGCCGUUUCUGCCCUGAACUACACCUCCAAAUUUGCCAAGGCUUACGAGCAGGGUCUUAACAAGGCUGAUUACUGGGAGCCUACCUUUGACGACUCUAUCUCACUGUUGGCCAAGCUGCCCACCAUUGCCGCUAAAAUUUACCAGAACUCCUACCGGGGCGGUGGUGCUCUUCCGGCCGAGGUUGACAUCGAACAGGAUUGGUCCUACAAUUUUGCUGCUAUGCUUGGAAAGGGUGGCAAGGAGAACGAGAGCUUCCAGGACCUUCUAAGACUCUACCUUGCUCUGCACGGCGACCACGAGGGAGGAAACGUCUCCGCUCACGCCACCCACUUGGUCGGAAGCGCACUGAGCGAUCCCUUCCUCAGCUACAGUGCCGGGCUCCAGGGUUUGGCGGGACCUCUCCACGGGCUUGCUGCCCAGGAAGUGCUUCGAUGGAUCAUUCAGAUGAAGGACAACAUCCCCAAGUCAUACACUGAUAAGGAUGUGACAGACUAUCUAUGGACUACUCUCAACUCGGGUAGAGUUGUGCCUGGGUACGGCCACGCCGUUCUACGCAAGCCCGAUCCCCGUUUUGAAGCCCUAAUGGACUAUGCCGCCGCACGCCCGGAGAUUGCCCAAGAUCCUAUCUUCCAGCUCGUGCAGAAGAACAGCCGGAUCGCUCCUGAGGUACUCAAGAAGCACGGCAAGACCAAGAACCCCUACCCCAACGUCGACUCCAGCUCCGGCGUUCUCUUCCACCACUACGGCUUCCACGAGACGCUGUACUACACCGCCACCUUCGGUGUCUCUCGUGGCUUGGGGCCCCUUGCUCAACUCAUUUGGGACCGUGCCCUUGGCUUACCCAUCGAGCGACCCAAGAGCAUCAACCUCGAAAGCCUCCUUAAGCAGGCCGAGAGCUCAUAG